AUGGUGGGGAGGUACAUUCCGCCGGCAUGGCUGCAGCACACGGAGGUGGCGGAGUGGGCCGGAGAGGUGGAGAAGCUGUGGCCAGACCUCAUCAGCAAGGACCUUCAGGAGCUAGAGAUCCUGUUCGUGGAGCAGUGCAGAGACCGGCCCAUGUACGGAAGCCACUUCUUCUACAGCCUCAAGGUGCAGUGCGUGCCCGACCUGUUGUCCAACCUGCCCAACAACCUCCUGCUGGCCUUCAACGCCGACGGCAUGCACAUCUUCAGCGUGGACAAGAAGGAGCUGCUGCAGCAGUACAGCUACGCGGACGUGCACUCUUGGAGGGGCACCCGACGUCAGGUGAGCCUGACCAUUUGGGACCAGGACACGGACUCCGUUUUCGAGCUGGCCCUCAAAACGCAGCAGGCGUCGGACAUGGCGUCCAUCAUCCUCGACCACAUCAACGCUAUCAUGGCCAACGCGGGCCGGAAUUAA
Molecule: messenger RNA, 474 nt
Organism: Ectocarpus siliculosus
Lineage: Eukaryota; Phaeophyceae; Ectocarpales; Ectocarpaceae
Source: the annotation of a GenBank genome assembly